Messenger RNA from Fusarium graminearum PH-1, 1368 nucleotides. RefSeq lists its product as uncharacterized. The record is from RefSeq and is a predicted model, not a curated record. Gene Ontology annotation, cellular component: peroxisome; peroxisomal membrane. The transcript has 5 exons. Gene Ontology annotation, biological process: protein import into peroxisome membrane. NCBI's taxonomy places the organism in Eukaryota, Fungi, Ascomycota, Sordariomycetes, Hypocreales, Nectriaceae. The coding region runs from base 1 to 1368 and encodes 455 amino acids.
AUGAGUGCAGACAAGGACAUAGAAGCUACCUUGAAGGAAGAGGUUAAGGAGGAGCUCAAGGAAGCUGUCAAAGCGGAUAUCAAGGACGAGCCGAAAGAGGACAAGGAAGAGCACAUCAGUAAUCUCAAGGUUGAGGACGUUGCUGCUCCCGCCUCGGCUGACACUGCAAUGCCCGAAGCCCUGGUGGCUGACCCCCCAGUGUCUGCUCUCUCAGCAGAGACUUCUGCUUCGGAGCACACUGCUGCUGAAGAGACCGGAUCCAAAGAACCCGUGUCUGAAGAGAUCGAUUCGCAGGGCACCACCACCAAGGAGGCUGCUCCUAAGGAAUCCGCUUCCCGAGAGGAUGCUCCUCAAGAGGCUGCUGCUGUGCUCACUACCGCAGCAGUGGUGACCGCGGCAGCUGCUACAGAAGCAGUUGCGGAAAAGGCCGCCAGCCUCUCGGCGCCUGAAGUCAAGACUGCAAAGCCCCUUGACGAUUUCGAGGAUGUUCCAGACCCAGAUGAAGAUGAUCUGGACGACCUGGAUGAUAUGUUGGACGAGUUUUCGGCAGUCAAGAUCGAUCAACCUAAGCCUGUGGAAGCUGCUGCUGCUAUUAAACCAGAAGCUCCAAAAGACACAGCUCCCUCUGGCAAGCAGCCUGAAGUUGAGGAUGCAUUUUCAGAAGAAGAGUUUGCCAAACAGUUACAGGCUGGUAUGGCUGAUCUCCUAGGCGAGCUUGAACAGUCCCCGGACAUGCAAGCUCAAUUCGAGGACAUCUUUAAGCACAUCGCUGCGGCGGAAGGGGCUGGUGAUGCGCCACCUCCAAGCUCCUCAAAAGGGCCAGCAUCUCAACCACCGCCCGAGGAUGCAUCUUUCCAAGAUACCAUUAAGCGGACAAUGGAGAGGAUGCAGGCGUCAGGGGACCAAGCUACGGCUGCUGCUGCCUCAGGGUCCGGCGAUGACUUCAUGUCCGAGAUGCUCAAGCAAUUAUCCUCAGGCGAUCUUGGCGACCUAGGAGGCGAGGGCAGUGAAGAGGAGUUCUCCAAAAUGCUCAUGGGCAUGAUGGAGCAGCUCACCAAUAAGGAAAUCCUCUACGAACCUAUGAAGGAGCUUGAUGAGAAGUUUCCAGAGUGGCUGAUCAAGAAUCGUGACGCGACACCCAAGGAGGAUUUGAAGCGGUAUGAGGAACAACAAUCCAUCGUGCGUCAGAUAGUGGCCAAGUUCGAAGAGAAGACAUACUCGGAUUCCAACGCGACGGAUCGUGAGUUUAUCGUGGACAAAAUGCAAAAGAUGCAAGCAGCAGGAUCGCCACCCUCUGAUCUUGUUGGAGACAUGCAAUCGGCCCAAGAUGCCCUCAACCCAGGAGAUGAAGCCUGUAAUCCGCAGUAG